Messenger RNA from Blepharisma stoltei, 852 nucleotides. The record is from the annotation of a GenBank genome assembly. Lineage: Eukaryota; Ciliophora; Heterotrichea; Heterotrichida; Blepharismidae.
AUGGAAUAUACAUGCCCUGCUAAGUUACAAAUUUCGAUAAAAUCAUGCCACAGAAGAGCAAGUUCGUUGACUAAAUGCUUAUAUAAGGCUGCUAAACCUAAAAACCUUUAUAGAGAUUAUCAAUUUUGAUUAGACAAUUGGAAUUUAAGCUACUCAUCGGAAAGUCCGCUAAAAACUUCAUACAGUCAAGAGCCAGAUAUUUCAGCCUCAACCAAUAGCUCACUGCCGAACCCUUUAAAUUGGAACAAAAAAUCUUGUUCCAAUUUAUAGGGUAAUUUUUUUUGAUAGAAAUUUUCUAAAUUAAAUAAUAUAAAUUGAGCACAAUCUUUUUGGAUUUAAAUUUAUUUUACGAAUAAUUAAUUCAAAAAAAUUAAUUGAAAACUGUUAAAAUAGCAUUCUGCUUACACUUUUUGUAUUUAAUUAUGUCAAAGCUAAUUUUAAAAAAUUAGUUUUUUUACCGAUAAUUUUUUCCUAUUGAAAAAUAUUUCCAAUUUAAAUGUAAAGUAUAAAAAAUUUAAAUGGGGGAAGUCAAUAAAUCUGAGCAACCCUCAAAUUUCAUUGACAAAUAAUUUUGUCAUGAGGAAAAGAAUAAGGCCAAAAUCAAUUGGCGAGCAAACUGUUUCUUGCAGAUCAGCAUCUAAACCAAAAAUAAUUAAUCCAAAAGCUCAAAACUCAAACCAAAACAUAAUAAUUCUGCCUAAACUAAAAGAAAUCAAAAUAAAAAAUUCAUGACUCACAAGUAAAGAAGAUUUGCCAAAUCUUAACAAUUUAGCGAUAUUGCCUGAAAAAAUCCGAUAUUUAAACAUAAAAGGAUUCAAAGUUCCAAAAACUCAAAGAAAAAUUAAAAAAUAA